Messenger RNA from Babesia microti strain RI, 537 nucleotides. RefSeq lists its product as hypothetical. The record is from RefSeq and is a predicted model, not a curated record. The transcript is spliced from 3 exons. NCBI's taxonomy places the organism in Eukaryota, Apicomplexa, Aconoidasida, Piroplasmida, Babesiidae. The coding region runs from base 1 to 537 and encodes 178 amino acids.
AUGAGUAUUGAGGAAUUGGAAGGGUGUGUGGAGGAUAAGCUUAAACAGGCAAAAUCAAUUUCCAAGCAAAAAUCUAAUCUAACGAUUGCCCCUGAAUUAGUUUUUGAUUCGCUCCAUUCCAAAACUGAAAACGUCCGCCAUGUCUAUUUCUCUGGCCUCCCGUUAGACUUGUGUAAGCAAGUAUUGAACGUAAAAUUGGAAGUCAAAGAACGAGACUCUAUCAUCUCCGACCUGAACAACCAGUUAAAGGAAUAUCAAAAACAUGUACAACAAUUGACCAAUAGUAUUCAGGAGAAUUUCCUUAAAUAUGAAAUCGCAGUUGGCACCGCAAUGAAACUGGGUCUGGCCUGUUCAAUGAUAUCUAAUGCAAUUGAACAUGGAAUUGAUGCUCAAAAGAGAUACUUUGUGUCGCAAUUGUUAGAGCAUUUUGAUACGCAAGUUAGUGGGGAAUUGGAGGAUGUACAAAAUUUAAAUAAAAUUUACGCUGUUAAAUUAGCCGCCGCUAAACUCGAAAUUUUAAUUCUUAGACGUAAUUAA